Molecule: messenger RNA, 1134 nt
Organism: Microthlaspi erraticum
Lineage: Eukaryota; Viridiplantae; Streptophyta; Magnoliopsida; Brassicales; Brassicaceae
Source: the annotation of a GenBank genome assembly
AUGGGCAGUGAAACGAUUUCGUCGAGGAUGACGAAGAAGAAGAAGAAGAAGGAAGCUUUGGGGUGGAUUGAAUGGAUCAGAGGAUGGCUUUGCGUAUUCUACGAGUUUCUCUUCCAGAGAUUCAUGUCUUCUCAUUUACAGAAUCCACUUCCUCUUCCUCCUCUCAAUCACUUAACCUGCAUUGUCACUGGCUCCACCAGCGGCAUUGGCCGCGAAACCGCCAGGCAGCUUGCGGAAGCUGGUGCUCGUGUUGUAAUGGCGGUGAGGAACACAAAGGCAGCUCAUGAGCUGAUUCAACAAUGGCAGAAAGAUUGGUCUGGUAAAGGCAUCCCUCUUAACAUCGAGGCGAUGGAACUUGACCUUCUCUCUCUGGAUUCUGUCGUCAAAUUUAGCAAUGAGUGGAACGCUCGUUCAGCGCCUUUGCAUGUUCUGAUUAACAAUGCCGGCAUAUUUGCCAUGGGAGAGGAACAGAAGUUCUCAAAGGAUGGAUAUGAACAGCACAUGCAAGUGAACCAUCUAGCUCCUGCGUUGCUUUCGCUACUCCUUUUGCCCUCGCUUAACCGAGGCUCCCCAAGCCGCAUCAUUAACGUCAACUCUGUUAUGCACUAUGUGGGCUUUGUUGACCCGGAUGACAUGAAUGUGGUAUCUGGUAGACGAAAGUUUACAAGCCUUGUAGGAUACUCCAGUAGCAAGCUUGCACAGGUUAUGUUUAGCAAUGUUCUUUCCAAAAGGCUGCCUCAAGAAACUCGCAUUAGCGUUGCUUGUUUAUCCCCAGGGAUUGUCCUAACAAACGUGGCGAGGGACCUGCCGAAAUCUGUUCAAGUUAAAUACGCUCUGAUACCUUAUUUCAUCUUUUCGCCACAAGAAGGCUGUAGAAGCACACUUUACUCAGCGACAGACGCUAAGGUUCCAGAGCAUUGCGAGAAGCUGAAAACCGAUGAGAAGAAGCCCAUUUGUGCAUUCAUAUCUCAAGACUGCAAACACACGAAGCCUUCGGAAGAAGCUCACAACGUGGAAACAGCGAACAGAGUUUGGGAAAAGACGAUAGAGCUCAUCGGUCUUCCUCUUGAUGCAUUGGAGAGGCUUAUCGAUGGAGAAGAGGUCCAAUGUCGUUAUGGAACUCAUCAUGAAUAA